Molecule: messenger RNA, 5831 nt
Organism: Callithrix jacchus (white-tufted-ear marmoset)
Lineage: Eukaryota; Metazoa; Chordata; Mammalia; Primates; Cebidae
Gene: RARRES1
Product: retinoic acid receptor responder 1
Molecular function (GO): metalloendopeptidase inhibitor activity
Source: RefSeq, a predicted model, not a curated record
UUCCCGCGCUGCCUGGGCUGCAAACACCCGACCCCGCGCCGCGAAGGCGCCGCCGCAUCCUGGCACCAAGCCGGGGCAGCGGGGAGGAGCAGAGAAAGCUCCGAGGGCUGAGGGAAGCGUGGAAAGGGCGCGGCCCCAUGGAGAUCCCGGCUCGCUCCAGACGUUCGCCCGGGGGCGGAGGGGAGGGGCCCACCGCGGCCUUAUUUCAGCGAGCGCGGGCAGCGCCGGCUCCGAGCCCGGUCUGUCGGGUGCCGAGCCAACUUUCCCGCGUCCAUGCAGCCCCGCCGGCCACCGCUGCCCGCUCCCGGGUCCAGGCCCUGGGGCCCGCGCCCCGCCGCCCCGCUGAUUGCGCUGCUGCUGUUGCUCUCCCCGGUGGUGGCGGCAGCGGAGUCCGAGAGCCCGCAGGACCCUGGGCAGCCCCAGGACGCGGGACUCCAGCGCAGGCUCCUGCAGCAGGCGGCGCGCGCGGCGCUGCACUUCUUCAACUUCCGGGCGGCCUCGCCCAGCGCGCUGCGAGUGCUGGCCCAGGUGCAGAACGGCCGAGCGUGGAUUAAUCCAAAAGAGGGGUGUAAAGUUGAUGUGGUCUUCAGCACAGAGCGCUACAACCCAGAGGAAGGUGAGGGACAUUUGGGGAAAUGUUCUGCUCGAGUGUUUUUCAAGAAUCAGAAACCCCGACCAGCCAUCAAUGUAACUUGUACACGGUUCAUCGAGAAAAAGAAAAGACAACAAGAGGAUUACCUGCUUUACAAGCAAAUGAAGCAACUGCAAAACCCCUUGGAGAUAGACAGCAUACCUGAUAAUCAUGGACAUAUUGAUGCCUCUCUGAGACCCAUCUGGGAUUUGGCUUUCCUUGGAAGCUCUUAUGUGAUGUGGGAAAUGACAACCCAGUUUUCACGCUACUACUUGGCACAGCUCACUAGUGUGAGGCAGUGGAAAACUAACGAUGAUACAAUUGAUUUUGAUUACACUGUUCUACUUCAUGAAUUAUCAACACAGGAAAUAAUUCCCUGUCGUAUUCACUUGGUCUGGUACCCUGGCAAACCACUUAAAGUGAAGUACCACUGUCAAGAGCUACAGACACCAGAAGAAGCCUCUGGAACUGAAGAAGGAUCAGCUGUAGCACCAACAGAACUUAGUAAUUUCUAAAAAGAAAAAAUGAUAUUUUUCCAGCUUCUAAACACGUGACUGUACUAGCAUUUUUCUGGUAAAAUAGCUAAGGUAUAGAUAUUCUAAUAAUUUGGGAAAGCCUAUGAUUACAAGUAAAAACUCAAAUUCAAAGAUGCUGGUUUUUUGUUUGUUUCUCAAUUGGUCUGCUUUCGCUUUUAAUUCUGGAAGCACAUGGACCUGAACUCCGCUCCGUGCUAAACAGUCACCAGCAGGUUCCUCAGGGUUUCAGCCCUAAAACGUAAAGCCUGGAUAAUUAGUGUAUGCUGCAACAAGAUCAGCAUUUUUAAAAAACUGCAAAAAAUGAUGGUCCCAUCUCUGAAUCUGCAUUUCUCAUUCUUUUUAACAUACUAUAGCUAAUAUAUUUUAUGUUGCUAAAUUGCUUCUAUCUAGUAUGUAAACAAAGAUAACAUUUUCAAUGAAAGUAAAUUAUAGGGAAAAAAUUAACUGUUUAAAAGAAACUGUAUUAUAUUUUAUGAUUUCAGGCAAGUAUUCCUUUUUAACUUGCUAUCUACUUUUAAAUACAUAUUUACAUUUCUAAAUACUGAAAUGUGUUAAAUGCUCUUGUGGAGAUCUGUAUACAAAGGAAAGUCUUGUGCUAAACUGGAAUUAAAUGAAAUAGUAAUAUUGCUUAACUUAAAUUUUACAAAUAAUAGAAUGUCUCACCAGAUAAAGCUGUCUGCAAACAUCCAUCAGAAGAAAUACGGAUGUAACUGAAAGCAUAUUAAAUAUUUACAAUUUUCAUUUACAAAGACAACUUGGACCAAGUGUUGGCCUAAGUAAUUUAUAAAAGCAAACAUAGUAUGUACCAUAAUCCAAUUCAGUGGAGUAUCUUCUGAAGGCAGGAGGAAUUGAUCCAGGAAGCGUUGCCAUCAUUUGCCUCUCAAAAUUAGUAUCAUUUAAUGGAAUGCUUAUGUUGGUGUCUAAAAACCUUGAGCCAGGUUUGGUAGUCAAUAAUUGAUUAGGAAACAUCAACCUUAAAAUAUAUCAAAACAUUACUUUUAGAUCAUCAGAAAAGUUUAUUCUAAAGAGAAAAUUUUAAAGGCAUGAACCAUACAAAAUAAGCUGAUCUAGUUUAGUUUUUUUUCUACUUAAAGCCCUUUGCUUUGCAUUUAUCUUCCCCAAAUCCACUUGAUUUAAAUUUAAAAAAAAAAUUUUUUUUAAUUAAAAAAAAAAAAAAACAGGGCUGUUGGCUCAUGCCUGUAAUCUCAGCACUUUUGGGAGGCUGGAGAAUCACUUGAGCCCAGGAGUUCAUGACUAGCCUGGACAACACAGUGAGACCCCCUCUCUUUAAAAAACGUUUACUGAUUUAAAGACUUGUGGCUGGGCUCAUUCCUAUAAUCCCAGCAUUUUAGGAGGCCAAAGGUAAGAAGAUCACUUAAGCCCAGCCUGAGCAGCAUAGUGAAAUCCAGUCUUAAUUUUUAAAAAUACAUAUAAAAAAUAAAGAGUUGCAGUAUCUGGAAGCAUUGCAAACAAUCAUUUAAAGGAUACAUCAGCUCUCCCAUCUAUGAGAUAAUGAAGAGAUACUUUUUACAAAUUAUCAGAAUCCACAAUGAUUAAAUUGUGCCAAAAUCAAGUGAUAAAUUUCUAUCACUGAAGUUCCCCAAAUUAUCUUCAAAAAAAGUCCUAAGAGCAUUACAAUAGUACACUCAAUGUCCUGUGAUAUUUAAUAAAUCUUUUAGUGUCAUGUUAAGGACUAGAGAACGGCAUUUACUUGGUGUUUCAGCUUUCUAGAGUUGCAGCUUUCUCAAAGUCCUCAUCCCCAUAAAGGCGUUUUUCUUUUCUCCUUUUUUUUUCUGUUUGACCUUCAUUGAGUGGCUGUCUUCACAUUGGAAGCAAAUGAUUAUCUAUCCCAGGAUGUCCCACACCAGCUGGUUAUUUGUCACCCUAUGUUGCCCAGGCUAGUCUCAAACUUCUAGGCUCAAGGGAUCCUCCCACCUUGGCCUCCCAAAGUGUUGGAAUUACAGAUGUGAGCCACUAAAACACAUUUUUCAUUAGUGAGAUUAGGCUCACAAAUGUGACCGUAAUCCAACCAGGUAAUGAUUCUAAGGUAACCCUUUAGCAGAUUUAUUACAGUAUAAUAGAAUAUGAAGGAGAAUUCUAUACAUACAAAUAAUAUACAAACACAAUUACCUAAUUUAUAAAUUUACAAAACCCCCAAAAGUUAAACCAACUAAAAAUUUAUCAGUAUCACCGUUAGAACAUCUUACCUUUUUUUUUUUUUUUUUUUGUCACAGAGUCUCACUCUGUUGCCCAAGCUAGAGUAAUGGAGUGCAGUGGCAGUACCAUCUCAGCUCAGUGCAGCGUCUGCCUCCCAGGUUCAAGCAAUUCUCCUGCCUCAGCCUCCCGAGUAGCUGGGACUACGGAUGCAUGUCACCGAGCUCAGAUGAUUUUUGUAUUUCUAGUAGAGACAGGGUUUCACUGUGUGGGCCAGGGUGGUCUCAACUCCUGACCUCAGGUGAUCCACCCACCUCAGCCUCCCAAAGUACUGGGAUCACAGGUGUGAGCCACCAUGCCCAGCCUCAGAACAUCUUUUCUAGUUCAAACUCUAAAAUUGUUAAUAUUACUAACAGUGGUUCCACUAGCUAACAACCAAAAAAUCACUUGGCAUAAAAUGAAAAACUAAAUUCCCUAAGUCCUCUUUUCAAGAGUCUAAGUUAUUCUGCAUCACUGUUAGCUAAUGACAAUCACAAACAGCAUCACAUUCAUUUUCUUAAUCUCUAGAACUUCUAGAAUUUUAAGACAUGUAAAAUAAUACCAGGGAUUUGUCUACAUUCCAUUUUAUUUUAAUCAUAGUUUCAUUUUCUUCCUACCUGAAUUAUGAAUUUUUAGAAGUUAAAUAAUUUUGAAAAUCAGUUGGAAGCUUAUAUAUUUGUACUUGAAUGUUUAGUCAUUCAUGACAUAUUAGUUUAUUAUAUCAAUUUCUCUCAAAUUAGAAAAUUCUGACCUGUUUUGUGAUUUUUCCUAGUUUUCAAAAUACUAUAGUCACCUAACUUGCUGCCUAGGACUUAUUGGAAUCGAUAAAUGAAUGAACGCUCACAAUCAAUUUUCCUUGAAUACAAUUAACUUAUUUCAAUGAUGCACUACAAUGUUAUUUGAAGAUACUUUCAGUGGCAAUUAGAGCUCCAGUUCAACAAUUUACAGUUUUAGCACUGCAAAUAGCUAUCUUGUACAAAGGGACACAUUCCAACAUGUCACAAUUUACUCCUAUUGGGUUGGCUGUCAAUUUUGAGACUUAUCCAGAUUUCAAAAAUAUUAAGAUAUCAAAAAUCCUAAACUUCAGAGCUAACUAAAUGUUAGUGAUUUUACAACUACACAAUCUAAGAGUGAGCAGAGGAAAGAAAUAACAAAAAACAGAAACACUGACUUUUUUGUUUUUUAAGGUAAAAUUAUCAAGUCAGGUAUGGUGAUGUGUGCCUAGUGCCCCAGCUACUCUAGAGGCUGAGACCAGAGGAUUGCUUGAGCCCAUGAGUUUGCGAGCGGCCUGGGCAACAUAGCGAGACCCCAUCUCUUUAAGUUCAGGGGUACAUGUGCAGGCUUGUUACAUAGGUAACAAUGCCCCACAACAAUAUGUUGUGGGGUUUGCUGUACAGAUUAUUUCUUCAAUGAGGUAAAAGCCUAGUACCCAUCAGUUAUUUUUCCUGAUCCUCUCCCACCGCCCACCCUGCACCCUCCCAAUACGCCCCAGCCCCAGCAUGUGUUAAUCCUCUCUGUGUUCAUGUGUUCUCAUCAUUUAACUCCCACUUGUGAGAACAGGCAGUAUUUGGCUUUCUUUUCCUAUGUUAAUUUGAUGAGGAUAAUGGCUUCUAGUUCCAUCUAUGUCCCUGCAAAGGACUUGAUCUCAUUCUUCUUUAUGGCUACAUAGUAUUCCACAAUGUGUAUGUACCACAUUUCUUUAUCUAGUCUAUCAUUGAUGGGCAUUUAGGUUGAUUCCAUUUCUCUGCUAUUGUGAAUAAUUCUGCAAUGAAUGUGUGCAUGCGUCUUUAUAACAGAAUGAUUUACAUUCCUUUGAGUAUAUACCCAGUAAUGGUAUUGCUGAGUCAGAUGUUUCUUGUCUUAGAAGACCCCAUCUCUUAAAAAAAAGAAGUUGUCAAACAAACAAACACAUUCUAAUAUUACCCAAAAGAAUACAAUAUGACACUUCUGAAUUUCACAAAUUUUUCAUUUCGUGGCUUGGGCUUAAGUGUAGUGCAGGCAAUAUUUCAUUAGUCUUUAACUUUGUCUGCAUAUUAGAAUCACCCAAAAAACUUUUAUCUUGAUCCAGCCAAAUAAUCUAAAUUCCUGGGUGUGAGCCUAGGUAUUUCUUUUUAAGUCUCCCCCAGUGAUUUUUAAAGUGCAGUGAGGGUCAGGAAUCAGUACAAUACUGCCUAGUGCUGCUACUAUUCUCCAAUACAAGUAUGUAAUAUUCCAAUUAGCCAAAAUUAUCCUUCUUGAUAGCAGUAUAAACAACUUUCACUUAUGAAUAUUCUCAUUAAUUUUUUUCCAUGCUACAGACUUUGGUUAGUAUGUGAUCUUUACCAACUAUAACUAAUGAGUUAGAAAGAGAUGUGGGUUCUGAUCCUGAUCUGUCCUUAUGUGAUCCCAUUCUAGUUACUCUCAGCUGUGCCUGAGUCAUUGCAUAUGAGAUGCUGGUGUUGGAUUCAAUAAACUAAUGAGUUUGAAAGAGA